AUGGCUGCUUCGACUGUCACAAGAACAUCAGUAAUAGAAAAUCCAGUAUGUGAUAACAGAUUUAGAAAAAAGUACGAACUAAGGCGCAGGUUAUGUGGCGAGAGCUUUAAUAAUAACACGAAAGAUUCGUGUGUUUACGACGAAACCCGUCCAAUGGAACCUAAGUUUUUAGCACCACUAAGAGAAUGGGAGAAAAAAAUGGGCUUUGUGACAGCCAUCCGAUGGACCAACACAAUAUCAAUAAUUUUCUAUCACAUAGUAACUGUCGUUUUUGGAAUUUAUUAUCUAACACUAGGCCUAAUACCGAAAUGGCAAACAUUUGUGUUUGGUUACGUUAUGGGUCAGAUAGCCGGUUUUGGAGUAACUGCAGGAGUACACCGCUACUGGACGCAUCGAUCAUAUAAAGCCACGCUACCACUUCGUAUAAUCCUCAUCAUCUGCUAUUCAGUUGCUGGUCAGAACAACAUAUACAAUUGGGUGCGCGACCAUAGGAUUCAUCAUAAAUUCUCUGAGACGUCAGCUGACCCUCAUGAUGCUCGCCGAGGCUUCUUCUUCUCCCACGUCGGUUGGCUAAUGAUGAAGAAACAUCCUGAUGUUAUCCGAGAAGGCAGGAAAACUGAUAUGAGCGAUAUCGCAAAUGAUCGUCUAAUACAAUUUCACACAAAAUACAUAAUGCCUGCGGAAAAUUGGGGCGUAUCCGUUGUAGCAAUGGGUGAAGGAUGGCACAACUAUCACCAUACCUUUCCAUGGGACUAUAAAGCAUCAGAGCUAGCGUACGUCAACAACAUCACCACGACCAUCUUGAAUCUGUAUGCCAAAAUAGGUUGGGCCUACGACAUGAAGCAAGCGUCACCCAGCCUUAUUAAAUCAGUUAUAGAGAAUAGGGGCACGAUCACACAUCAUCAUUAA
This is a messenger RNA of Parnassius apollo (apollo), 909 nucleotides long. The record is from the annotation of a GenBank genome assembly. Lineage: Eukaryota; Metazoa; Arthropoda; Insecta; Lepidoptera; Papilionidae.